Messenger RNA from Piliocolobus tephrosceles (Ugandan red Colobus), 2941 nucleotides. RefSeq names its product H2A.Z variant histone 2 (gene H2AZ2). Gene Ontology annotation, molecular function: DNA binding; structural constituent of chromatin; protein heterodimerization activity. Gene Ontology annotation, cellular component: nucleosome. The transcript is spliced from 4 exons. Bases 129 to 437 code for a protein of 102 amino acids. The record is from RefSeq and is a predicted model, not a curated record. NCBI's taxonomy places the organism in Eukaryota, Metazoa, Chordata, Mammalia, Primates, Cercopithecidae.
CGCGAGGCGGGCACGGGGUAUUGUCCGGCUCCGGCGGCGGCGGUCCGUGCUGCGAGAGCGGCGGCUGCGGCGCGGGUCGUCAGCGGGAGGGCUCGCGGCCGAGCGGAGGCAGAGUCGGCGCCGAGAACAUGUUUCCUGUGGGCCGCAUCCACAGACACUUGAAGACUCGCACCACAAGCCAUGGAAGGGUGGGUGCCACUGCUGCCGUGUACAGUGCUGCGAUUCUGGAGUACCUCACUGCAGAGGUGCUGGAGCUGGCAGGUAAUGCUUCUAAGGAUCUCAAAGUAAAGCGUAUCACUCCGCGUCACUUGCAGCUUGCAAUCCGUGGUGAUGAAGAGUUGGAUUCUCUUAUCAAGGCUACCAUAGCUGGGGGUGGUGUGAUCCCUCACAUCCACAAAUCUCUGAUUGGAAAGAAGGGACAGCAGAAAACUGCUUAGAGGGAUGCUUUAACCAACCCUCUUCCUCCCUGUCGUUGUACUGUAACUGGGACAGAAGAAAUAAUGGGGAUAUGUGGAAUUUUUAACAACAGUUAAAUGGAAAAGCAUAGACAAUUACUGUAGACAUGAUAAAAGAAACAUUUGUACGUUCUUAGACUCGAAGUUUGAUAAAAGUACCUUUUCAUGUGGUGACAGUUGUGUGUUGAUUGGCUAGGUUUCUCCCGCGUGUUUUAUACAAAAAUGGAAUUGAUAAACCAUUUUUUACAAAAUUAAUUUGUCUCAAAACUGUUCUGUUCAUGAUGUAUUAGAAAUAUUUUGCUCAGACUUUAAAUAUUUUAAAUCUCAGAUUGGUUAUUCAGAGUAACCUUGGAACAGAAAUUGGGAAUAUAGCUUUACAAUGAUUGAUACCAUGGUAUAUUGACUCUUACAUGCUAUUGAUCUGUAGCACCAUUUUUUACAAACCACUAGGAAAAAAACCUGCCAAUUAAAUCAUGAUACACCAUCAAUUAUGAGACAUCCCAAUUCGAGAGAUGUUAGAUUAUGGAAAAGUGUGCAUUUAUGACUGAAAUGGUAAUGGAAUUAUUUGAAUUCUAUACUGAGCACUUACCAUGUGCCAGGCCCUUUGCUGAGUGCUCUACUAAGAAAUUUUAUUGCCCCCACAUUAUAGAUGUGGAGUCUAAGGGUCACAGAAAUUGUGUGCUAUGCCAAAAAACAUUCAACUAGUAGAUAGAAAAUGACAGAGCUAUGAUUCAAACCUAGAUCUGGCUGACUUCAGAGCUUGAUGUUCAGUUUAUCAAAGGUUUUUCCUUUUGGUUUAAAAUCCCAAUUUUUGGCCAGGCAUGGUGGCUCAUGCCUGUAAUCCCAGCGCUUCGGGAGGCUGAGGCUGGUGGAUCACUUGAGGUCAGGAGUUCGAGACCAGCCUGACCAACAUGGUAAAACGCUAUCUCGGCCAGGCACAGCAGCUCAUGCCUGUAAUCCCAGUGCUUUGGGAGGCCGAGGUGAGCGGAUCACAAGAUCAGGAGAUCGAGACCAUCCUGGCUAACACAGUGAAACCCCGUCUCUACUAAAAAAAUAAAAUAAAAUUAGCUGGGUGUGGUGGCACAUGCUUGUAGUCCCAGCUACUUGGGAGGCUGAGGCAGGAGAAUGACGUGAACCAGGGAGGUGGAGCUUGCAGUAACCUGAGACGGCACUACUGCACUCCAGCCUGGCGACUGAGUGAUACUAGGUCUCAAAAAAAAAAUCUCUACUAAAAAUACAGAAAUUAGCCAGGCAUGGUGGUACAUGCCUGUAGUCCCAACUACUUGGGACGCUGAGGCACAAAAAUCACUUGAACCCAGGAGGCAGAGGUUGCAGUGAGCCAAGAUCACACCACUGCAUUCCAGCCUGGGUGACAGAGUGAGACUCUGUCUCAAAAAAAAAAUAAAAUCCCAACUUUUAGUAGUCUCUUAGUGAUGCAAUAACAGUAAUUUGUACAAUCUUUUAAAAAUUAUUUUUAUUUAUCAGUUUCCAAGAAACUUUUUUUGUUUUGAGACAGGGUCUUGCUCUAUUGCCCAGGUUGGAGUGUAGUAGCGUGAUCCUGGCUCACUGCCGCCUCCACGUCUCAAGCCCAAGCAGUACUCUUACCUCAGCCCUGCAAAUAGCUGGGACCGUAGGGACAUGCCACCAUACCUGGCUAAUUUUUUUUAUUUAUGUAGAGACAGAGGUCUCCCUAUGUUGCCCAGGUUGGUAUUGAACUCCUGGCUCAAGCCAUCCUCCCCACUUGGCCUCCAAAGUACUGGGAUUACAGGCAUAAGCCACCUUGCCCUGCCCCAAAUAACUGUUAAAUUUGAGUUAAUGUACUAGUAGACCCUUAGAAAAUUAUAUUUUUCUGCUUGCAAGUCUUCAUUAAAGAAGGAAAUUUUUUAGUGUUUUAUAGUAUAAUGCUCUCCAAACUCAUUUUUUUAAACAUUUUAUUAUGGAAAUUUUCACAAAUACACAAAAAGAAUAGCAGAAUGAAGCCCCGUGUACCCAUCCUCUAACUUCAACAGCUGUCCUGUGGUCAGUCUUGUUUACCUGCAUCCCCACCUGUCCCCUGCCCCAACCCACAGGGAUCAGUUUGAGUCCCAUUACAGGCAUAGUAUUUUCGUGUCUGUGUGAUCAGAGACAUAAUUCAAAUAUAACUCUAAAGAUAGGGUUCUUUUUAGAACAUAACCACAAUACCAUUGUUUAAGACUGCUAAAACAUUUUUUGAUGGCAAGUACCAGUCAAUAUUCAAACUUCCUGAUUGUCUCAUAAGUUUUUUUAAAAAGUUGGUUUGUUUGAAUCAAGAUCCAGACACAGAUCUAGAUCUUGCAUUUUGUUAAUCUAAUCUAUGGAUUUAACUUUCCUGUUUUUAAUUUUUGAAGAAACUAAGUUGUUCAUCCUACAGAAUUGUCCCUCAGUGGACUUUACUGAAUGUAUCCUAAUGGGAUCAUUUACACCUUUUCUGUCCCCUAUAUGUUCUGUAAACUGACAGAUCUAGAGGG